AUGAUGCCGAGGAAGCUAACAAACUAUUAUUGGCGCCUGGUUUCUCUCUCCUUGUGUUUGUCCAUCUUUGAUUUGAAUGUCAUCGAAAGUUGUGCAUCCUCCACCUCCAACUCUGGUCUUCCUCAACAAUUUGAACAAUUUGAAACAAGAGAUAGGCCUUUCUGGAGGGCGUGCACGCCACACCCUUCCUUGUGCGUGUGCCAACCCUGUCCCUUCACUAUGGCACUCCCCACUUCUCUGACUCCAUUUUCAUUUCUCCUAUCAUCAUCAUUAUUAGCACACCUUCUCCUCCGCAUCGUCACUGCUUCAGAAACAGAAUUGCUCCUUCAAUUCAAGGACUCCAUCGAAAACAACCAUGCAUUGUCUUCGUGGAAUCAAUCCAUCCCUUCAUGUUCAGGUGAAAAAUCUAAUUGGCCUUACGUUCAGUGUUACAAGGGACACAUUUGGGGAUUGACGCUCGAAAACAUGAAUCUCAAAGGGGUUGUUGACGUCCAAACCCUCAAAGAGUUACCAUAUCUCCGAACCUUCAGCCUCAAGAACAAUGAUUUUGACACUUCCUGGCCUAAUAUCAAUAAUUUAUUGGGGUUGAAGACCCUUUACCUUUCAGAUAACAAGUUUAACGGAGAUAUUCCUGCUCAGGCUUUUCAAGAUAUGAAAUGGUUGAAGAAAAUUCAUUUAUCUAACAACCAAUUUACAGGUUCUAUUCCAACUUCCCUCACAUCCACGCCUAGACUUGUGGAAUUGAGGUUGGAGGGAAACAAUUUCACUGGCUCCAUUCCCAAUUUUCAACAUGCAUUCAAAUCAUUUAGUGUAGCUAAUAAUCAAUUAGAGGGAGAAAUACCAAACAACCUCCGUAACAUGCCAGCUUCAGCUUUCUCUGGUAAUGAAGAAUUAUGUGGAGCACCGUUGGGAGCAUGUUCCACCAAAAAGAAAUCACCUAUGAGAAUUAUUGUGGUUGUGGUUCUUGUUAUUGUUGCUCUGGUUGUGAUUGGAGCAGUAGCAUUGUUCAUCCUUCGCAAAAGAAGAGAACAAGAGCCAACAGAGUCUACAGAAAAUCCAUCAUCAACGUCCCAAAAGAAAGCUAAAAGUAGGGAAGCAUCAGAUGAAGGAAGUCAUAGGUCCCGAGCCUCGAGCCACGGCAGCAAAAGAGACAUGAAAUUAUCAUUUGUGCGGGAUGACACAGAGCAUUUUGAUUUGCAUGAACUUUUGAGAGCCUCAGCUGAGAUACUGGGUAGUGGUUGUUACAGCUCUUCCUACAAGGCUGCUUUGCCAAAUGGAUCAGUGUUGGUGGUAAAGCGAUUCAAGCAAAUGAACAAUGUGGGGAAGGAAGAGUUUCACGAGCAUAUGCGACGGAUUGGAAGGCUAAAUCAUCCUAAUUUGCUUCCUCUCAUUGCCUACUACUACAGAAAGGAGGAGAAACUCUUGGUUACCAACUUUAUGCACAAUGGCAGCUUGGCUGUUCGCCUCCACGGAAACCAAUCUUUAGAACAACCAUGUCUAGACUGGGGAAGUCGGUUGAAAAUAGUGAAAGGCGUUGCAAAAGGACUUGAAUAUCUUUACGUGGAGAUGCCAAGCCUAAUUGCGCCACAUGGACAUCUAAAGUCCGCCAACGUUCUUCUGAAUGAAUCUUUGGAGCCCAUUCUCACGGACUAUGGGUUGGUACCAGUGAUAAAUCAAGACCUUGCACCUGACAUCAUUGUGAUGUACAAGUCUCCAGAGUAUUUGCAGCAUGGCCGCAUUACGAAGAAAACCGAUGUGUGGUGUCUUGGGAUACUUAUUUUGGAGAUUCUAACAGGAAACCUCCCCACAAACUUUAUACAAGGUAAAGGAAGUGAAUGGAGUUUGGUAAAUUGGGUUCACUCAAUUGUCCCAGAAGAUUGGAGUAAAGAGGUGUUCGAUAAGAACAUGUACGUAGCCAAAAACAGUGAAGGGGAGAUGAUAAAGCUUUUGAAGAUUGCAUUGACUUGUUGUGAAGGGGAUGUGGACAAGAGAUGGGACUUAAAAGAAGCUGUCAAUAGAAUUUAUGAAGUAAAGGAAAGAGAUUAUGAUGAGGAGGAUAACUCCCGUUCUCCUUCUGAUGCAAGUGAAGUUGAUAUCAAGAAGGCUCACUCAAGUGAGUCAUACUGGAGAAGAUACCCUGCACCCAACUGUAUCUUCCCCAAACCAAGGGGUUUGGAACCUAACAACGAAGUGCAAACCAAUCUGCAACAGCAUUUUCCCACUGAGUUCAUGCACCAGAUCCCUUGA
Sphenostylis stenocarpa is the source of this 2247-nucleotide messenger RNA. The record is from the annotation of a GenBank genome assembly. NCBI's taxonomy places the organism in Eukaryota, Viridiplantae, Streptophyta, Magnoliopsida, Fabales, Fabaceae.